Molecule: messenger RNA, 1462 nt
Organism: Cydia pomonella (codling moth)
Lineage: Eukaryota; Metazoa; Arthropoda; Insecta; Lepidoptera; Tortricidae
Gene: Borealin
Exons: 8
Coding region: 165-965 (266 amino acids)
Biological process (GO): mitotic sister chromatid segregation
Cellular component (GO): spindle midzone; chromosome passenger complex; chromosome, centromeric region
Source: RefSeq, a predicted model, not a curated record
CGGCAUUUUGUCGGUUAUGUUUUUCAUUCGAAUUUUGUGAAUUUUGUGAAGUUUGUCACUUGUGUAAUUUACAAAAAUUACUUUUUAUCUUACUGUACUUACUAGCUUUCGUGAAUUAACUGAUAUAUUUUAACAAAUACUGAUAAGUGCAUAAAAUAUUCAAAAUGCCGAGAACAAAACGACCCGUUCGCGUACAAGAGAAAAAUGGAGUUAAAGACGACGUGUUGAAGAAACUUGACAAAAUCGUGGCUGAACAGAAAGCGAAUAUAGACUCACGGGUACACAUGGAGUGCAGAAAUCUGGACCUCGCAUUCAAAAUGCUGCUCGGGACUAUUAGUAACACUGUUUUGAACAAAACCAUUGGACAGCUAAAAAAUGAACUUCACAUGAAAGAAGUGGCCAAUACCACAAGGAAAACAAGAAACUUGAGCAGAGCAACCUCCCAUGAUGAUGGCUACCUCACCGAGACCUCGCAGGGCUCCGGCGAGCGCGGCAAGAAGAUGGGGCCUCCGUCGACCAACCGCGCGUCCCGCUCGCGCUCGGCCGACGCGUCCGCGCGCCGGGCGGCGGCGCCGCGCUCCGACGCCAAGCCGCGGCGCCGCUCCCGCUCCGUGCUCUACAAGACGCCCGCCUACAACAAGACUGCCGGCAAGCGCUACCCCGACAUCACUCCCAAGGUGGCGCCGCAGACUCCGCUGACGCUGCUGCGGCACGCGCGCCAGGGAGAGAUGCUCGUCUCCAUGUCGGGCUCGCCCGUCAUCCCCUCCGUCGGAGCCAUAUCAGCGGAAAGCAAGGCGCAUUGCAACUUCAUGCUGAAGGACGGCACCAUGCUGUCUCUGCAGCCCAACCAGCUGCGCCAGUCGCAGGCUUUCAUCCCAUUCUCGCUGAUGGACGCCGACGUGGUGGAACAGCUGAAGACUCUUCAAGCCAGCCUCGCCUCGAUAGUGGGAAACGUCGAUACGUGACUUCACACACGCAACAAAAUAUUACUUACAGGAUAGUUAAGUAAGAAACCGAUUGUUCGAUAGGUCUCAUUUAAGGUUAUGGUGGAGACCCGCAUAUAAUUGUUGUAAGAGGGCAAGAACUCGCAUUUGUAUACAUAGGAUGCUCAGACACAGGAAAGAACAGCCUCGCUUCUGCUCUACCGACCUUCUGUUUCACAAUAAUAGCAAAGAGAAUUUGAAAUAGAUGUGGAUUGUCAAAAAUCGGCACUAUUUUGUACAGAAAAUGACAAACAUGGCGUCUCCAGUUGGUUAGAUGCUCUUAGCAUUAAAACAAAGAAUGGGUUGAGAUAAUUAUAAUUAUAAAUAAUGUAACUUUCGUAAGUUCACACAUUGAGUUAAAUAGGAAUUAUUGUGAAUGCUAGACUGUGUGUUUGUAUUGUAUUAUUAAUUUUUAUUGUUAUGGCUGACGAUGCUGUGUGCGUUUAAUGUAAUUAUUGAUAUUAUAGUUUUUAAUUUUA